Racocetra fulgida is the source of this 158-nucleotide messenger RNA. Lineage: Eukaryota; Fungi; Glomeromycota; Glomeromycetes; Diversisporales; Gigasporaceae. The record is from the annotation of a GenBank genome assembly.
AUGGCUCUUAAAGAGGAUAAUAAAGUUGAUUGUGAAAUUGCAUAUAUAGAUGAAAUUUUUGACUUACCUCAACAAUGUUAUACAAAAGUUUUUGAACUUGCCAAAGUCCUAGUAAACAAAGCUGUUGAAUUAGAAUUAGAUGAUAAGUUAAUUGCAUU